This is a messenger RNA of Orbilia oligospora ATCC 24927, 2211 nucleotides long. RefSeq lists its product as uncharacterized. The transcript has 4 exons. The coding region runs from base 1 to 2211 and encodes 736 amino acids. The record is from RefSeq and is a predicted model, not a curated record. Lineage: Eukaryota; Fungi; Ascomycota; Orbiliomycetes; Orbiliales; Orbiliaceae. Gene Ontology annotation, cellular component: transcription factor TFIIF complex; nucleus. Gene Ontology annotation, biological process: transcription initiation at RNA polymerase II promoter; positive regulation of transcription elongation by RNA polymerase II. Gene Ontology annotation, molecular function: RNA polymerase II general transcription initiation factor activity; DNA binding; TFIIF-class transcription factor complex binding.
AUGGCGUCACCGACGCCCCAAACUGCUUCUAAGACGACACCAGGGCCGAAUGGCCCUCACCCGCAUCGAAAGAUCCGCCGCGCCACUGGUGACCCGCUGGUUAGGCCAAAGCCCAAGAAGCCACCUCCAAAAAAACCUCUCGGGCCCGCCCCCAAAGGUUUGAAGCCUGCUAUCAACGAGGAUCCCGAACCCGACGAGGAUCCAUCAACCUAUACCCAGUACAAACUCGUCACAACUAAGAAAGCUUUGCUCCGUAACAUGCGCUUCCACUGCAUGAGACUCUACUCGAAAAAUGAUGUCAACAUUAUGGACCCGGAGGAGUUUAUCCGACCCAUUAAACUACAUAGAAGAGAUCCUCGCGGUCCACUGCAAGGUGCAAAGGUUGACCCUGGAAGUAACGGCGCACCAUUAGAUCCCGAUGAGAAGGACAUUGACCCGGAAGAAAAGGCGAAAAGGGAGGCCGAGAAAGCCGAGAAAGAGAGACAGCAUGCCGAAAACCUGGCAAGGAUCGCGCCUCAUGGAGGAGCAGUUAAGCAGAAGAAAAACAUGUUCAAGAAAAAAACACAGCAGGUUUUCCAGCGCGACGAAGAAGAGCGUCGGCUCAAAUACGAAGAAUACUUUCCUUGGUUUAUUGAGGACUAUGAAAAUAAGAAUACUUGGAUUGGUAAUCUCGAGGGCGGUCUCAGUGGUACUUCUGUCAUGCUCGUUAUGGAUGACGGCAUGUUUAAGAUGAUACCUGUUGAAAAGUUCUAUCGAUUUCAGCAACGAAACACUUUCAAGACUUUAUCUGCUGACCAGGCAGAAGCUGCCAUGAAACAGAAGGAGAAACUAAACAGAUGGUUCAUGGAUGUAACUAAAGCCGAUGAAAAGGAAGCCAAGCUCAAAGAAGAACAGGAAAAUUUACGUGCUACAAAAAGGCUCUACACUGUCAAAGGGGAUCGGUUGGAGGGCCGUGAGGCAAAGCCUGGCUUUACAGAUGCCGACGAACUCGAUUUCGAGGAAGACUUUGCGGAUGACGAAGCCCCUCCGAUUAUAGAAGGCGAUGAAGAAGAACUUAAGGCAGCGACAAAAAAAAUGCAAAGAGAACAACUUUCUGCCAACAUCUUCGACAUUCGCGACGAGAAGGACUACGAAAGGGAGGAACAGGAAAAACGAGCGUUAGAGAAAUCUAGAAAGGCUCACGGGCGUAAAGUUAAAAAAUAUCUGAAACAACGCGAGAAGAAUGCUAUAUACGAAUCCGAUUCGGAUGAAAACCCAUAUGCUUCAUCGCAAGAGUCUGUGGACAGCGACGAGGAGGCGGCUAAGAAGGAAGAGGAAGAAAAGAAGAAAGCUGCAGAAAAGGCAGCUAAGGAAAAGGAAGAGGAGGAUAAGAAGAGAGAAAGGCAGGAGCAAAAGGAAGCCGAAGAAGUCGUCAAGUCAUUGAAAGCCGCAGCUGCAGGUAAAGCGGCAUCUCAGCCAGGCACGUCUCCUCCUACAGCUACCACGGCCCCAACUAAACCUUCAGCCGCCCAAACGGCUAAAUCUUUAAAACGAUCCGGAUCUCCAGGUAUACAGGAUGCAGGUCCCGAAUCCAAUGCGCAAAACAAACGAGCUAAGAAGGACGACCAAUCCUCGAGCGCCAAAUCGCUCGUGGCAACCAACGGUCAGGCACCACCUCAAAGCCGCCUAAUUGCUAUCAAGCGAGAGUCAGACACUGGAGUUCUGAUCCCGAAUAGUCCUGGUGAUACCCCCAAGAACAAGAACAUCAAGAAAAGAAGGAAACCAACCGGGGCAGGUAGUGGUAGUGAGUAUGAAACUGGUGGCGAGAUGUCAGACGGGGCCACAAGUGAAGGAGGGAAAGCACCGAAGAAGAUUAAGAUCAGAGUGGGUGGAGAUGGUUCUGCUAGUGUUCCAGCUCGAUCUGGCAGUCCCCCCAUUGCAAAAACGGCAGUGGGGAAGAAAUCCCGAUCCGGUUCCCCAAGUGCUGGAGUAAGCAGGGACGGCAGUCCAAGCGCCGCCGCAGACAAAUCGAAAGCACCGAUUACGGAGGAUGAGAUCAAGGCGGUUCUCACCCCAGAAGGUAUUGACUUCGCGACUAUUAGUAAGAAGUUCCACGGUCGUGUGAAUCCGAGCAAUAAAGCCGAGUUCUUCAAGAAGCUCAAGGGUCUCAGCCGGCUCGUGGAUGAUAAGGAACGUGGGAAGGUGUUCUACCCUCGGGAGGAGACGUCAUAA